Gilbertella persicaria is the source of this 540-nucleotide messenger RNA. RefSeq lists its product as uncharacterized. The coding region runs from base 35 to 454 and encodes 139 amino acids. Gene Ontology annotation, molecular function: single-stranded DNA binding. Gene Ontology annotation, cellular component: mitochondrial nucleoid. The transcript is spliced from 6 exons. NCBI's taxonomy places the organism in Eukaryota, Fungi, Mucoromycota, Mucoromycetes, Mucorales, Choanephoraceae. The record is from RefSeq and is a predicted model, not a curated record. Gene Ontology annotation, biological process: positive regulation of helicase activity; mitochondrial DNA replication.
CUUUUCUUUUCCUGUUCUUCUCUACAUAAACAAUAUGCCAGCAUUUAUUCGUCCUACUACUCACUUUCUCAAACAAGCUAGAUCUUUUUCUGUUUCUGCCGCUCGUUCAGACUUAAACAAGAUCCAGUUGAUCGGUCGUAUUGGUGCUGAUCCUAUUACCAAUGAAACUGGGGAAAACCGUCGCGUCACCAACUAUACUGUCGCUACUUCAGAAACAAGACCUGACAAAGAAGGUAACUUGAUUAAACGCACCCAAUGGCACCGCGUUGCUUACUGGCAACCUGCAGAAUGGUUCUCCAAAGUUAAAAAGGGUGAUCAAGUGUAUGUUGAAGGAACACUUCGCUAUAAUGACUACACUGAUAAGGAGGGUGUUUCUAGAACCAAAGCCGAAAUUAAUCAAACUUCUUUUAAAUUAUUAAACCCUUCUCGCAAUAGCCAAGAGGAUGAUGAGUAAAAAAAAAAUUUUUAUUUGCAUGAAUAAACAAUUUGAGGAACUGUUUUGUAAACAUUUUAAAAGCCACAAACGAAAAGAAGCUGUGU